Ctenopharyngodon idella (grass carp) is the source of this 5227-nucleotide messenger RNA. RefSeq names its product synaptic vesicle glycoprotein 2Ca (gene sv2ca). Gene Ontology annotation, cellular component: membrane. Gene Ontology annotation, molecular function: transmembrane transporter activity. Gene Ontology annotation, biological process: chemical synaptic transmission; transmembrane transport. The coding region runs from base 311 to 2500 and encodes 729 amino acids. The transcript is spliced from 13 exons. Lineage: Eukaryota; Metazoa; Chordata; Actinopteri; Cypriniformes; Xenocyprididae. The record is from RefSeq and is a predicted model, not a curated record.
ACAACACACAGCAAACGACUCUCUCUCUCUCUCUCUCUCUCUCUCUCUCGCUCUCUCUCCUCUUUCUUGAAGUACUGCAGAGACAGAGCUGCAGCACUAAACACCGUCAGCUCUUGCUUUAGUUUCCGGAUGUCUUUACUCUUUAGGAUACAUAUAAAUGUUUAUUCAUUAGCAGCGUCGGCAGUCUCGUAAUGGAGAACCAGCAUCGACAUCUCAUCUGCUCAGCUCCCUAAAGGACUCAUGAGAGCCAUAAAGGCGAAAGCUCUUCUUCUGUGCUGACUGCAGACCUCUUCCCCUCCACCAUCUAAUCAUGGAUGAUACAGCUCAACAAGACACAUCUUCCCUCAUGAAGGGGGCCAGAGACAUUGCUAAGGAGGCCAAACGACAAGCCGCUAAGAAAGUCAACAAAGUUGUGGACCGUGCCUCAAACGAGUACUCCCACAGUCGCACCUACCACCGCUUCCAGGAUGAAGACGACGACUGCUACAGCCAGCCGGAUGGGAACUACACAGGCCCCAACGCCAAUGAUGAAGAGGGAUCCAGCGACGCCACCGAGGGUCAUGAUGACGAGGACGAGAUAUAUGAAGGGGAGUACCAGGGGAUCCCCUCGGAUGCAAAGCCCAGAGAUGGGCUGGUGGCUUUGGGACAGCCGCUGGCGGAUGGCCUGAAGGACCAGCGAGAGCUGGAGAAUGAGAGGCAGGCGGAUGAGGAGGAAUUGGCCCAGCAGUAUGAGCUCAUCAUACAGGAAUGUGGACAUGGCAGGUUUCAGUGGCAGCUGUUCUUCACGCUGGGGCUGGCGCUCAUGUCUGAUGGUGUGGAGGUCUUCGUGGUGGGCUUCGUUCUCCCUAGCGCAGAGACGGACAUGUGUGUGCCUGACUCGAGCUCUGGAUGGCUAGGCAGCAUUGUGUAUGUGGGGAUGAUGGUAGGGGCCUUCUUCUGGGGUGGCAUGGCCGACAAGGUGGGCAGACGGCAGUGUCUGCUCAUUUGUAUGUCCAUAAAUGGCUUCUUCGCCUUCCUGUCAUCUUUUGUGCAGGGCUAUGGCGUCUUCUUGCUUUGUCGCACGAUAUCUGGCUUUGGGAUUGGUGGAGCGGUGCCCAUCGUCUUCUCAUACUUUGCUGAGGUGUUGGCAAGAGAGAAGCGUGGAGAACAUCUGAGCUGGCUUUGCAUGUUCUGGAUGAUUGGAGAGAUUUAUGCCUCUGCCAUGGCUUGGGCCAUCAUACCUCACUACGGCUGGAGUUUCAGUAUGGGCUCAGCUUAUCAGUUCCACAGCUGGAGGGUGUUUGUGGUGGUGUGCGCUCUUCCCUGCGUCUGUGCCGUGGUGGCCUUAAUGUUCAUGCCGGAGAGCCCGAGGUUCUACUUGGAGGUGGGGAAGCACGACGAGGCCUGGAUGAUCCUCAAGCAGAUUCAUGACACAAACAUGCGAGCGCGUGGACAGCCCGAGAAAGUCUUUACCGUGAACAGAAUUAAGAUCCCAAAGCAGAUUGAUGAGUUUGUCGAGAUGCAGAAUGAAUCCGGCAACGUUUUAUCAAAAGCGAUCUUCAGAAUAAAGACUGAGCUUCAUGGGAUUUGGUUGAACUUCUUGAAGUGUUUUAAUUAUCCAUUGAAAGACAUUACAGUGAAACUUGCUAUUGUGUGGCUCUCACUGUCAUUUGGGUAUUAUGGUUUAUCUGUGUGGUUUCCUGACGUCAUCAAACACCUUCAGGCUGAUGAUUACGCCUCCAAAGUACAAAGGCAUAACAGCGAACGUAUUGAAGACUUCACCUUCAAUUUCACCCUUGAGAACCAGAUACACACUAAUAGCAUAUUUAUAAAUGACAGGUUCACAAGUAUGAAAUUCAAGUCUGUCACUUUCAUCAAUUCCACCUUUCAAAGCUGCUUUUUUGAGGAUGUGACAUCAGUGGGAUCUUUCUUUCGAAACUGCACAUUCAUUGAGGCUGUCUUCUACAACACUGACAUUGACGAUUCCAAACUGAUAAAUACAGACGUCAUAAACAGCACAUUUUACCACAACAAAACAGGCUGUCAAAUGACGUUUGAGGAUGAUUACAGCGCAUACUGGGUCUACUUUGUCAAUUUCUUGGGAACACUGGCUGUUCUCCCUGGCAACAUUGUAUCUGCACUUCUCAUGGACAAAAUUGGCCGCUUGUCUAUGUUAGGGUUUUCCAUGAUCCUGUCUGGUAUCAGCUGCUUCUUCCUGUGGUUUGGCACCAGUGAGUCGAUGAUGAUUGGGAUGCUGUGCUUGUACAAUGGGCUGAGUAUCUCUGCCUGGAACUCCCUGGACGUUGUGACAGUAGAGCUGUUCCCUACGGAUAGAAGAGGAACAGGAUUUGGCUUCUGUAAUGCCUUGUGCAAGCUAGCCGCAGUGAUGGGAAAUCUGAUUUUUGGAUCUUUAGUAGGCAUCACCAAAGCUAUCCCUAUUCUCCUGGCCUCCUCUGUGCUCGUUGGCGGAGGUCUGGUGGGAUUGCGACUACCUGACACCAGGUCUAAUGUCCUCAUGUAACCCUUGUGUCAGAGGUCUGGAGAAACUCAAAAGGCUUGACUUAACCCUCAUUCAUCAUUGUGGUACAUUGUGUACUUACUUACAUAAAUGCAUUUACUGUUUCAGUGGUGUUUCUAUAUAGCCAGGUGAAGGUUGGUGGUUUAAAACUUAGUCAUCAAACAGUGGGUAAAUAUUUUGACAAUCUUUAGACUUUCCUUUGCAAUAAUAACACUUGCACCUUCAUACUGUACAGUUGAGUCGACCAAAACCCUUGUGUUUCCUUAUGGCUUUUCAAGGGUUUGUAACGGCCUAGGAAUGGACGUGAGCGUAAAUAUUAAUAUCCCCUUAUUAAGACUUGAGCAAAACAAGCUAUUAAUGAGCUGUCCAAACCUGCUGCAAAUAUGCAGAGAGGAUGAUCAGAUACGCCGAGAGCUUGGCACAGCUGCAUCACAGCUGGUUGACUGAACCCAGAGAGUUAAUGAAGAGAUGAGAGACUGGUCUACUGGUAAACAACUCUUUAUUCAGUGCCUAGUUUCAGAUUUUGACUCUAUACUGAAAAUAUAAUUGGAGUAGGGAUUGUCAUCAAAUCAAUUUCAAUGAGUAUUAUGUUUUGGGAGGUUGAAACCCAUCUUUUUUACAGUAUUAUCACUGUAUUUUUAUAAUCAAGCCUUUUGCAUAUGUACUCCAACCUCUGAUGAAAAGGCCACAAAUGUGCACUGUGCUCAUGCUUUAAGUACAAAUAAUGUUCCUGCAGCCAGAUUUAUGAAAAUCAAAAAUCCUAUUUUUUGCUCUUCAGAUGUUUUGUUCAUAUGAAGUGGAGUAUAUUUUGCUCAUAAGCUUUAUAAGUCGAUCUGGUUUCAUAUACAACAGACGUGUUAUCUGACUUGUUCUGCCACUUUGUGAUUUGUCUAAAAGCGAAUGGCCUUUUGAAAUUGUGCCUCUCCUACAUUAGAUCAUUAUCAUGUAUGAACUUGAGGUAGCUGCUGUAAUUGAUAUCAGAGUGUGUUUCUGCCACGGUCAUUCAUGCAAACCAUCUUACAAUCUGACAGAAAGGACUGAUGAGAAUCAGGCUGGUAAUAAGCCUCUUUUAUGUACAAUGUCAAAGACUCAUCUUGUUGACACGACAGGUUUACAGGUGCAGAGGGAGUUUAGAGGGUCCGCCUCAACAUAUGGGGUCUACAAUCUGUAGAGAGGGGAAGAGAGAUGUGUUUGAUAACCACAUGACACAUGAUUCAUUUACAAGUAUCAUUUCCAAGCCAAGAGAAGAAAAUUCUGCUUUAUUAGGUUGCUUCUACAUAAUGACUAUCGAUAUAUACUGUAUGUAUAUACACCAUUCAAAAGUUUGUGGUCAGUAAGUUUUUUUUUUUUUUUUGCCCAAAAAGAAAAUACCAUUUUUUUGUAUUCCGCAAGAAUGCGUUCGAUUGAUCAAAAGUGACAGUAAUGACAUUUAUGUUACAAUAGAUUUCUGUUUCAAAUGAAUGCUGUUCUUUCUAUUUAUCAAACGUACCACUGUUUCCACAAAAAUAUUAGCAAGACUGUUUUAAACACUGAUAAUAGUAAGAAAUGUUUAUUGAGCACCAAAUCAGCUUAUUAGAAUGAUUUCUGAUCAUGUGGAUCAUGAAUCAUGUGACACUUUGAAAUUCAAGUUUGCCAUCACAGGAAUAAAAUACAUUUUAGAAUAUAUUAAAAUAGAAAACCGGUAUUUUAAAUUGUAAUAAUAGAUUAUAAUAUUACUGUUUUAUGAUCAAAUAAGAUAUAUAUAUAUAAAAAACAUUUUAAAAUCUUACAGACCUCAAGCUUUUGAAUGCAGUGGAACGUUUUUUGUUAUACAGUUGUCUUUUAUAGCCCAUAGAUAAUGUCUUCAUAAUGAUAUCUUUAUUUGCCCCUAAAAUGAAAGGUACUUACAAGCCUCAGCAGUUUAAUAUUUAGCAGUAAAAUAUUUGUCAAGCCACAUUUUAAUGUCACAUUUUACGGUUUAGCUUUUACAGUCAGUGCCAAAUAGAGUUCUCUGAAUAACAUACAUCAGUAGCGUUACUAUUGUCUAGCUUUUGAUAUGUUUUGAGAGGUCUAUAAUAAGAAAAUCUUAGAAAAACAGACCUCAUAAAGUAUCGCUGAUGUUUUUUAAAAAUCUGAUUUGGCUUCUAACUAACCAAAGUGGCUUAAUGCUGUCUCAGUCUCAGCAAAGCUAUGCAGUUUCUUGAAGGUGUUAUUUAGGCCUAUAAAUGAGAUUACACUGUAAAUGAUCAUUGCUGUAGGCCUACUGUCCUUGAUCUAAGCCUGUCUUCAUCUGAAAACCUUUUUUUUUUUUUUAUUAUUAUUUGUGCAUAUAUUUUAGUGUUAAUACUGUCUGAAAUGAUGUGUAUGCUUUGUGAACAGUACAUACUGUGUGUGUGUAUAUCUGUGUAUGGGUAAAUGUGUGCUUAUCUGUGUAUAUUUUGUACAGGGUUACAGUGAUCGACUCAAAAGCUGAAUACUGUGUGUACACAUUUUUGGUGACUGCAAUGGAUGAAGCUUUAAUGUAUGUACGUUGCUGAAACUUUUCAGUGUUCAUUUGUCAUUGAAGCACUGUCCCUAAGAGCCAGCCAUCCUGAGACAUUGCUGAUCAAAACUGCAUGUAUUAAACUUUUUGGGUGUGUGUGUUCUCAUCUCUCCAGAGAAUGUUGAACUGUUGUGCGUUUUAUGGCAGAAAAAUACAGAAGAAUAUAACUGUCAUAUUUUGUGAAGGUAAUAAAGAUGUGUUAAAAAGUG